AUGAGCGAAUUAAGCUCAGCUCUAUCUUCCAAUGAAGAUUUACCCAAUGUUUCUCCAUCCAACUCCCCACCCACAGUCAAAUCAGAAGAAGAGACAGCCAUAGAGUUGACUUCCAGUAUUUCCGAGAAAUCAUCUCUUGUGCCUCCCGCAAAUACUCCCAAGGCUAAUGCCAACAAUAACGGUCGCCAAAAGAGAACUUCACUCGCGUGUAUAAGAUGUCGGGCACGUCAUAUCCGAUGUCCUGGGGGCGAUCCUUGUAAGAAAUGUCAGUUGGCAAAGGCAAGAUGUGAAUAUAUUGAAGCAGACAAAAAAAUUGUUGUCUCUAUGAAAUAUCUUUCGAAGCUUCAUGAUGAUAUUGCCAGGCUAAAAAAAGAUAACGCUGUAUUAAGAAAUAGUUUGAAAGAGCUGGAAACUAAACGACCAGGCGCAGAGCUGGUUAACUUGGAAGAAUCAAUAUCAGGUACAACGCCAAAGCAAUCGCCCUAUUCUCAUCCAAGUUCAGUAGAGCAACAGCAACAACUGCCUUCAUAUAUCGAACCUUCAAUAACGAAUCCACAAACACUUACUAAUGCUAGUGGAGGCGAAGUAAUACAUCCAUCCCUCGAUAGAUAUGGUAGAUUGGUGCAGUCACGUACUGGAGAAAAAGUUUAUGUAGGGUCAUCCUCAAUGACUCUAUUUGGAUUGGAAAUUCAAAAUAUGGUACCGUCAUUUGUAUCCAGUUCCUUGUUACCCACUUCCAGUGUUUCUAGUCCUCUGUCCACGAUUCAAGACCCUGCAGUUAGUCCUAAUCCUAUCAGUGAAACCAUGUCCCAACAUUCGAAACGAGAGUCAAAGAUCUUGGAAAAGGAAGGCAAUGCAUAUAAGAUUACUUUAUCUAAAACACAUACUCGACCCGGUUUAUCAAUCAACUUUUCAUUACCAUCGUAUUCAUAUGCUAUGUUGUUGGUUGAUACCUUUAUAAACUAUAAUGAUGGAUGCUUUUAUUUCUUUAACGAAGGGUUAAUCAAGAGGUUUUUAAUGAAUUUAUAUUCGGGUAAGGCUAUGGAGAACAAGAGGAUUUUGAGAAGAAAUAUAUCAUUACGUAAAAGUCCAGAUGAAGAUGAGAACUCGAUCAAGAGGGAUACAGAUGACGAAACUAUCUUGGAAACAAUUUGGUUUUGUAAAGUUUUAUUAAUAUUCGCCAUUGGUGAGAUGUAUUUGGGAACUGAAUCAGAUACCCACACUUCAAGAUUAAAAAUGGAAAAUUCAAGACAUAAGGGCAAAAUAAAACGAGAAAAACAUACUCUUCCAGGGUCAGGUUUUUUCUACCAAGCUUCGGAACUUUUCACUGGUUUGUUUGCUUCUGGUGCCAUCGAUAAUAUAACCAAAGAUGGUGGUAUUGAAGUCAUGCUUUUGUACGCUUUCUAUUUACAAGUUGCAGAUUGCACGAUAGCGUCUUAUUUUUAUUUUGGGUUAGCAUUAAGAGCAGCAUUAAUUUUAGGAUGGCAUGUUGAUGCUGACAAGGAAAAUUUGAAUAGAUUUGAAUUGGAACAUCGAAGACGAAUUUGGUGGACAGUGUACAUGUAUGAAAGAAUGCUUUCAUCUAAAGCUGGAUUACCUUUGAGUUUUGCUGAUGAUUCUGUUUCUACUGAAUUACCUAUUGACUUUAAGAUUGAUUUAACCGAUUUCCCCCGAGAUGAAACUGAUGUUAGAGGGUAUUACAUAUUUCCACCUGCUGAUUACAUUAACAACUGUGUUACUAUAACCCAGAUCAAUGCUGUUAUUUUGUCUUCGUUGUAUACAAAACAACCCACGGUUAAUAUUCUUCCUGUUGUGUCUGAUUUAGUUCAGCGAUUGAUGGCGUGGAAGAAUUCUUUGCCCAAAUACCUUCGCAUAGACUUUGCAGUUGAUAAUCCUCAAGUAUCAAGGUUAGUGGUUAAUUUGAUGACUGAAUACUUUCAAGGGAUUAAUCUUGCUGUUCGUCCACUUUUAUUUCAUUUUGCUACCAAGAAAUUGAAGGAGUUACAAGUUCAAAACACACAAAGUAAAUACAUUGACUUAACCAAGUAUUCAAAAAAUGUGUUGUCUUUGUUGAAUGCCUCAUUCCAAGCCUCUAUCAAUACAAUCAAGAGUAUUUGGGCACUUUUGCCGGAUAACAUGGUGGCAUUGUUUGGGUGGAUGGAUCGUGAAUAUUUGUUUACUUCGGCAUCAACUUUGAUUCUUUUUAAUGCAUCAUUUGGUGUUCAUGAUGCAACCAAGAUUCAUUUAGAUCAUGCAUUGGUGAUAUUUACUAAAAUGAAAAGGUUGGGAAAUUAUCCUGCAGCACUUAGAAGAGCCCAAUUGUUAAAGUUAAUUAGAGUUUUGGAUUUCAAUGGAGUCAUGAAUGAUAUUUUGGAAAAACAUGAUGAUGAAGAAUCCAAUACACUUUUUGAAAGUUCAGAAAAUUUAACUGACAAUGUGUUUAAUGAUAUAUCACGAGAAGCUAGUGAUGUGUUGGGAGAUUUACCAACCCCAGCAAUAAAGGCUUCAGAUUUAGAUUACUUGCAUCUUCCUACACUGGGAGCUUCCACAUUUCCUCAACAUCAACAACAACACACACAGACUGGUUCUCAAGUGCCAGUACAACCACAAAUACCACUACCUAAUUCAAGCUAUAUAUCCGAAAUGGUUUCAGGACCAACUCCAACUCCAGGAGAUGUAUACACCAAUCAAGAUUUGACCGGGAUUGAGGGUCUCACGUAUUUGGAUGAGGAACAACAGUUAUGGAACGAAAUUACUAAUGAUGCUGGAUGGUUGAAUGUAGCAGGAGGAAACCCCAACCAGCCACCCUCUGCGAUGCAUGAACCUUUGAAAGGAGCACACGAAGCUGUACCUAUUUCUGUAAAUGCCAACGCACAGAACGUUGCUCCUUCGCCAGCUUUUUCAUUUGGUAUGGUGCCUCCAGAAGAAUUUUCCCAUUCGGGAUUCUCAAUGGGGUCAGGCGGUUAUGCUGAUCUUAUCAAUCAUGAGUUCCAAGAUCUUAUGGAUCAAAGCUAG
Spathaspora passalidarum NRRL Y-27907 is the source of this 3015-nucleotide messenger RNA. It is a transcript of the gene PUT3, whose product is annotated as Put3p. The transcript has a single exon. NCBI's taxonomy places the organism in Eukaryota, Fungi, Ascomycota, Pichiomycetes, Serinales, Debaryomycetaceae. Gene Ontology annotation, biological process: regulation of DNA-templated transcription; DNA-templated transcription. Gene Ontology annotation, molecular function: DNA-binding transcription factor activity, RNA polymerase II-specific; DNA binding; zinc ion binding. The record is from RefSeq and is a predicted model, not a curated record. The coding region runs from base 1 to 3015 and encodes 1004 amino acids.